UGAACAUUCAGUUAGCAUCACCUCAAAGUGAAACAUGCAGGUACAAUGUGGUGGUUAAAUAUAUGGUUGGGACUCUGAUCUACAAAAAUGAGUUGGAUGCUCUCCAUCUGGGUGACCGCGGCCCUGCUGGCUCUCUAUAAGGGACAAUACACUGCACGUGAAGGUAAUAGCCUGUCUCCAUCUGGCUACCAUCUCUGUACCUACAAUGAAACAAGGAUUGUGAGUUUCCUGGUGGUGCACAAGGUCCCCUACACCGAGUCGAAGCCCUGCGGGGGCUGGCUCCUCUGGAAGACAUGUACAGUCACACUCUACAUGCUGAUGCAUCAGACUGAGUACAAGACAGUGACUGAGCAGGUGACCAGGUGCUGCGAUGGCUACGAACAAGUUGGUCGCUACUGUGCCCUACCUGUAAACAGGAGUGCUGAGUUUGCUGCCAAGCCAGGAUCCUGUCCAACUGCAGAUGGAUUAUAUCCCAGAUCUGAGGACUGUGAGUUGGAUAUAGCCUGUCCAGGCUGGCAAAAAUGCUGCCAGGGACUCAGCAGCUCUGCCUGUCAGGAUCCUGCAAGCUCUGCAAACUAUUGGACGAAUGGAGGAUGUCAUUUGAAUGCAACAGUUACAGUGAAGACAGAUUACCAGCAGCUGAUGUCCAAGGAUGAUGGGCUUCUGAAUCACAUAAGAAUACUUCAAGCAAUGGUUACUGGAGCCUUGCAGUCUAAGGUUUCCAUUUAUUACCUCGACUCAUGGCCAGUGCAUCCCCACAGAACUGCCACCUCUCUGCUGAUAGACGGCAACUGCACUAUGCCACUGCACAAUAUCACAUCAAAGCUGCAUCUGCUGCUCAAACACAUACAGGAGGUGUCAUCUGUAACUGUGAGAGAUGUAGAUGAGUGUGCACACUGGGCUCUUCGUCGGUGCUCCCUUCAGGCCCACUGUAACAACACAGUGGGAUCCUAUCAGUGUGUCUGCCACCAAGGAUAUACUGAUGUUGAUCCAAGUAACCCUGGAGCCAACUGUACAGCUGACGUCAGGGAAUCAACCACAGAGCCUCUGCUCACCUACCCUCCUCUUACCAACACAGCCUUCACCCCAGCUUCCAACACCACACAGGAGCCUCCAGGCAACAACUUCACGGGCAUCUUCAACUCCUCUGAGAACAGCAUGACAACAGCUCUGACUAAUACAACCUCUGUCCCUUAUAAUUCCUCGCAUGCUCAGCUAUGGACCAGUUCUCCACCUAACACCAGCAUGAGCUCAACUGUGGAGUCACUUCUGCCAACAACCACAUGUCCUCCUCCGAGCAUCAGCAGCUUACUGGCAGCUAAUGUCACUGGAACCUCUUUCUCUGUCUGCUGGUCCACCCAGUCUCAGACAAACCAGACUCACAAGGUUGUUCUAAGCAAGGACUCAAAGGUCAUCCUUUCUUGGGAAACCAGGCAGACCAUGAUAGAGGUGAAGGGACUGCAGCCUGCAAUGCUCUACCAUGUUUCUGUCACUCCCCAUGCCUGUGGAAGUGACGGAGUCACCCUUCAUAUGUCGGUCAAAACUGAUGCUCAGACUCUUGACGCCACAGCACGACUUACCAACAUCCAGUUCACUGCUGACCUCCAUAAUACCAGCAGCCAGGCCUACAGAAACCUCACUGCAACCAUUUUAGAAGAGCUCUAUCAGUCUUUCUCUCCAGAGAUGAGGAGCAUGGUAGAUUCAGGCCAGGUCAAAAUCGAGAUCAGAGGCUUCUCCCCUGGCAGUGUGGUGGUCAACUUCACCAUAAUAUUCACCCCAAGUCAAAGCCAAAACAUAAGUAAUGUGUCCACGGCGCUGCUGCACUCUCUGAUGAACAUCUCCCAAUACACUGUGGAUGAAAACAACACAAGUAUUAAUGAUUUUAAUGAAUGUGCUUCUCUGGAGAAUGACUGCUCCUUCUGGGCAACAUGUAUAAACAUUUGGGCCUCCUACAUGUGUGUUUGUCAGGAUGGAUUUACAGACAACAAUCCAGAAAGGCCUGGACGAGCCUGUCAAGCAAUUGCUACUCUGGAGCCAACGACACCAGCACUGACAGCAUCAAUAUUUUCUACAGCCAGCACCACUCCUGUCUCUCAGUUAAAACCUUCAACCAGUGAUCCAGCCAUAACCACCAUAAUUACUCCAGCGAUAGCCACCGUCAUUAUAACAAGUGAAACAGUUUCCACAACAAUCUCAACCAGUGCUCAAGAUACCACUAUCUCUACCACUACAAACCCCACUCCUGCACCAACAAAACCCACUACUGCCCCAACAAGCACCACUGUUAUCCCAACAACCACCCCUAGUAUUCCAACAGCUUCCUCUUCCCCAACAGCUACUACUGUCCAUGCGAUUGUUAAUACAGCCCCAACAACUACCACUAGUACGCCAACAAUUUCUGCCCCAACAAUGACAGUUACUGCCCCACCUACAAUUGUCACUACUGCCCCAGUAACCACCAUUAGUACCCUAACAGCGACUUCCACCCCAGUGACCACCACUGCUACCCCUACAACUGCCUUUACUACCCCAGUGACUACUUCUGCCCCAACAACCAGUGCCGCUCCAACAACAACCACUACUGCCCCUGCAGUAACUACUACUGCCCCAACAACCAGCAUCAAUUUUACCCCAACAACCAGUAUGACCCUAACAACAACUUCUACGACUACAGCAAUUGUUACUGCUCUUGUAAUGACUACUGCUGCCACAGUACCCACUACCGCCCAAACAACCACCACCACCCCAGCAACCACCACUAUCACCCCAACAACCACCACUACCAAGCCAACAACCACCACUAUCACCCCUACAACCAUUACUACUACCCCGACAAUUACCCUUUAUAACCCAACAACAAUCACUACCAUGCCAACAACCACUACCAGUGCCAUCCCAACAGCCACCACUACCAUCCCAACAAACACCAAUACCACCUCAACAACCACCACUACCACCCCAACAACCAUCACUACCACCCCAACAACCACCACUAAUACCCCAACAACCACUACUACCCCGAGAGUUGCCAACAAUGGCUCUAUGCGAGGGUCCCUUUCAGUCCAGUGCAGAGUUGCUGCCAUCACUGUGACAAUGGCAAAAGAUUUUCUUUUGAGCUCCAAGAUCCAGGAGAGCGCCCUCUACUUAGGCAUGCGGGGAUGUGGCGUGAAUGGAGGCAAUGAUACUCAUGUCCAGCUGACUGUGGCAUGGAAUGAAUGUGACACUCGGCUUGUGCAUAACGAGACCUACUACACAGCAUCUGUUACCCUGUUCAACACCAUGGAUCCGUAUACCUCACCAGGCGGAGCAGUGGAAGUGCCCACAAAACUGCUGGAAGUCCCCAUCAUGUGUACCUACAUGAAGAGCAUGCUUAUCUCUGCUGACUUUAGCUCCAUGGGGUAUGACAUGAUAAAAGAUGUCAUCAUGGGCUUGGGGUCAUUCCAGGUGACUGUACAGCUGAUGAACGGUUCAGUACCUCUGCCCUACAACUACAGCUUGUCCUCUGAGCAGGCAGUGGUGGUGGAAGUCAAACUCAACACCUCCUCAGAGCAGCUUAAAGUAGUCAUUAACAAGUGCUGGGCCACUCCCAGCCGAAGCCCUGCAGACACCUACAGCUACGCCUUCCUGGAGAACAGCUGUUCCAUGAACUCAUACACCAAAGUGCUGAUCAACGGGAACUCCAGCACGUCCCGCGUGUCCGUUCAGAUAUUCUCUAUCGUCAACCUGAAUGUGAUCUAUCUGCACUGCCAGGUUCAGAUCUGCAUCCAGAUCGGAUCAGAUACCUGUGUACCUGACUGUCUACAAAGAACAGCACGUUCUGCGAAAACGGUUGGAACAGCAUUUGACUCUUUUGGGCCUAUAUUCAAGUCAGAUGAAGAGUCCGUGGAGGAAGAAAUCGGCGCUCUCCAAAUAGUCGGCUUCUCCUGUCUUGGAAUCUGCCUAUUAAUCUUCCUUAUCAUUAGCUUUGUCUGCCUCUUCUACUACCAGAGGAACCGUAUUGGACACUAUAAUUUCAGCGUCAAACCCAAGCAAGAGAACUUCACCUACCUAGUCUUUAACACUUAGGGGUGCAGCAGCACUCACAAUCAGAGUCACACAAUUAGAAAACAUUUUUGCAGCAGCAGCAGCAGAUACACCGAUCAGCCACAACAUUAUGACUACUGACAGGUGAAGUCAAUAAUGACAAUCAUCUCAUUAUAAUACCAUGUUCUGCUGGGAAACCUUGAGUCCUGACAUUCAUGUGGAUGUUUGACAUGUACCACCAGGGCCGGAGUGGAACUCAUUUUCAGCCCUGGAGUUUCAUGCCUCGGACCGGCCCACUUUAGAUCACGACCUAUUAUUAUUAUUAAAAUCAUGUAAUUAUAACCUUACAUGUUAAGUCUACAAUAGCGCACUGUUCUGUCAAGCCUUGUAAUUCAGUGUGUUUUUCUAAAAUAUUUCCAAUUCAGUGCAGGUAAGGGUUGCUUCACAAUGAGGAUUUAUUUCAACAUUAGUGCACAUCUCCAACAUUAUUCUAUACAACAAUAUCAGAAUCUAUAUUCUGUUCAAGUAAGUGUUCACAGAUAUCCAAAAGUUAAAAAUUGAAUAAAAGAAUAAAUAAAAAUAUUAAAUUUAAAAAAUAAAAAGUAGAAUAAAAAGUGUUGCAUGUUCUAAUAACACUAUCAUCUCUUUUUCCUCUGCAAGGAAACAGUUCCAUCACAACUUAGAUUUCACAAAUAUGAGAACAUCAGCUAAAGGGCAAAUCUCCAACACUAUUCUUUACAACAUCAGAAUGUAUGUAUUAUUAAAAUACAUCCUGUGAAUGAGGGCGAGCAAAGUAAUUAAAACUAUCAACAGACCCAUCUUCAUUUGUCUCCUUCCGAACUUGUGGUUCAGGGUUCUGCUGCUGGAAUCAGUCCCUGAGUGACUCUGCUCUUCUUUUCACACUUCCUCCAGUUUCCCUAGACUCACCUGCACCUGUAUCACAAUAAAAAAUAAUAAACUGUACACACAUUUAGACUUAACCAAUCAAGAUAUUUUCAACGGCAAAAUAUGCAGGCUUAUUUCAUAUUGCUUCCAUCCUAUUCCCUUGCAGUUGUGGACUUCACUGCCACCAUCCCGGUGCCACAAGACAUCCCCAGAGACCCUGUGUCCAUGUCCCACUGAGUCAGAGGAGUUUUAGCAAAACAAAGGGGACCAACACAAUAUUAGGCACGUGGUCAUAACGUUAUAUCUGAUCGGUGAACAUUUGCAAGGCUGCCAAUAGGUGUCGCUGUUGCAUUAUUCACAUCAACACUUUCAAACACUGCACAUCUUUGCACAUAAAAUGUUUCAUGAAGUACAGAUUACAUUUGCAUCUCAUCUGACCCCUCUUCUUUAUAUAUUUGAAAUAUUGAAACUAUACAGUAGUUGUAUACAGAGGUGUCAUAUAUAAAAAAUAAUUAAAUAUUUAUGAAUAGUUUUAAAUUAAAGAACACCUGACAUUUUUAAAGUUUCGUUUUUGUGACGUCUUACCUUUAGCUCAGACAAAAAGAUUUCACAGAAGCACAGAAAAUGAUAGUGAAAAUAUUUUACUACACAGCUCAAAUCAGAAUUUGCAAUGUGAUGAUCUUGCACUUAAUUAGUUUGCAUGGCAUAUUUGUGUUGAAAUUAUCAUGAUCAUCUAGUCAAAAAUGGUUGAAAUAAAUCAUUUGUAAUACCGUACAGUUAUCACUUCAUUGUAUUUUAGCUACUACUAUUUUUCUAGAAAUGCACUUUUAGAAUUUAUACUGUACAUGUCCUGAAUUUACAGUACCAGAAGUGAAUGCACCCCUGUGCAAUAUCACAGACAUUAAAAAUUAUCCUAAACUGUA
Messenger RNA from Amphiprion ocellaris (clown anemonefish), 5831 nucleotides. It is a transcript of the gene umodl1, whose product is annotated as uromodulin-like 1. Lineage: Eukaryota; Metazoa; Chordata; Actinopteri; Pomacentridae. The transcript is spliced from 17 exons. The coding region runs from base 88 to 4065 and encodes 1325 amino acids. Gene Ontology annotation, cellular component: cell surface; extracellular region. The record is from RefSeq and is a predicted model, not a curated record. Gene Ontology annotation, molecular function: peptidase inhibitor activity; protein binding; calcium ion binding.